UUCGCCUGUUCCGGGUCACUGGCCUAUCUCGCGGGAACCGUGCGGGCACGUGUGUUCAUUCAGGUCGCGCUGUGGUAGCGAUGGACGCUUUGGAUCGGGUUGUAAAACCCAAAACGAAAAGGGCCAAGAGAUUCCUUGAGAAGAGAGAGCCGAAACUCAGUGAAAAUGUUAAAAAUGCCAUGCUCAUUAAAGGGGGAAAUGCAAACUUGACAGUGACACAAGUACUCAGAGAUGUGUAUGCACUGAAAAAACCAUAUGGAAUCCUGUAUAAAAAGAAAAACAUUACAAGACCAUUUGAGGAUCAGACAUCAUUGGAAUUCUUUUCAAAGAAGUCAGAUUGUUCUUUAUUUAUGUUUGGCUCCCAUAAUAAGAAGCGGCCAAAUAAUCUAGUAAUAGGUCGUAUGUAUGACUACCAUGUGCUGGACAUGAUUGAAUUAGGUAUUGAGAAGUUUGUCUCUCUAAAAGAUAUUAAGAAUAGUAAAUGCCCUGAGGGAACAAAACCCAUGUUAAUAUUUGCUGGUAAUGAUUUUGAUGUAACAGAAGACUACAGAAGGCUAAAAAGUCUUCUUACUGAUUUUUUCAGAGGCCCCACGGUAUCAAAUAUCCGCCUGGCUGGUUUAGAGUAUGUCCUGCACUUCACUGCACUGAAUGGGAAGAUUUAUUUUCGAAGCUAUAAGCUGCUGUUGAAAAAAUCUGGCUGCAGGACACCACGGAUUGAAUUAGAAGAGAUGGGACCCUCACUGGAUCUGGUCCUGAGGAGGACACAUCUGGCGUCAGAUGACCUUUAUAAAUUAUCCAUGAAAAUGCCAAAAGCCCUCAAGCCAAAGAAGAAGAAAAAUAUCUCCCAUGAUACUUUUGGUACGACUUACGGAAGGAUUCAUAUGCAGAAGCAAGACUUGAGCAAACUACAAACCAGGAAAAUGAAGGGGUUGAAGAAACGCCCUGCAGAAAGGAUAACGGAAGACCAGGAGAAAAAAUCAAAGAGAAUUAAAAAAAAUUGAUGGAACUUAGCCAAUAACUAGUUUUGUAAUCUGUUUAUUUAAAGAGAAUUAUUGAGCAUCAGUCAUUUCAAAGUUUCUUACAAGAUUUUAUUGUAUGUUUUUACACAAUAAUAAUAUACCUGGACUGUAAAUUAUAUAUAUUAUGAACAAUAGUGGACUAUUAUUAGGUUGAAAGUAAACCUCUUACUGGAGACAUUUUUUUCCUCCAAGAUACACUUCUGUCCACCCACCCUGCAAAGCCCCCCAUCUCAUUGGUUGGGUGAAUGAGGAGGGAGGGAUCUCCAGAACAGCCUUUGGUAUCUCAGAGAAUUUCCGAGUUAAGCUUUAGAU
Molecule: messenger RNA, 1331 nt
Organism: Phyllostomus discolor (pale spear-nosed bat)
Lineage: Eukaryota; Metazoa; Chordata; Mammalia; Chiroptera; Phyllostomidae
Gene: RPF2
Product: ribosome production factor 2 homolog
Exons: 10
Coding region: 81-1001 (306 amino acids)
Biological process (GO): ribosomal large subunit assembly; maturation of LSU-rRNA from tricistronic rRNA transcript (SSU-rRNA, 5.8S rRNA, LSU-rRNA)
Cellular component (GO): nucleolus
Molecular function (GO): rRNA binding
Source: RefSeq, a predicted model, not a curated record